AUGGCGUCGGAUGGUGCCUUCACUUUGCUCCAAACCAAUGCGCCCUCAUCCUCUGAGCUCGGAGUUCUUCCGCACAUUCAAAAAGCCCACUACGAGAACUUCUACUGCACCAAGGGUCAAUUCAGCCUCUGGGUAGAGUCUGAUUCGCCGGCACAGCAAGGUCGACAGUUGACGCCUGGGGACUGUGGUGCCGUUCCCCACAAUAUCAAACAUACCUUUCAGAUUCUCGAUCCGGAUACCCAGAUGACUGAUGUCAUUCAUGCUGGUGGUUUUGAAGAACUAUUAAUCGCUCUUGGCGACGACUUCUCGUCCAAGACGGGCAAAAUGUUUGUCCCAGCUGCUCUCAACGAUUCAAGCUCUGGCACUGGCCCUGAUGUCAUCACGGCUCUUGAGUCAUUUGACGUCUUUGCUCAACUUGACUUCGAACCACGACAAGACUUUUCGAAUGGCCAAGCGGGAGGCUUGUUCCAAUGGCACAACGAUACCGAUACUCUUGCUGUUGACUCAACUACUCCAAACUUUAUCGCCAAAAAUAGGGGACCAAAGUACCUCAAUAACAUCGGUGGCACCUAUCAACUCAUCGCUCCCUUGGCCACCAAGGAUCCAACUGGUAGCAGCUUUACUAUGGGAACUUUGACCUUGAGACGUCAAAUCGAAGGAAUACGUGCUAUCAGUACAAACCUGCGCGAACCAGUUGCUUUUCAACUCGAAGAAGGCAAGCUCAGAAUCUCGAUUGACGGAUAUGAGGCUAUGGAACUGAUACAGGGAGAUGUGGUAUUUGUUCCAAGCAACACUUCCUUCACUUACCAUGCUCUGGUGCCUUUUACUAAGUUUCUGUAUGUCAGUGGAGGCAAGGAUGGCUUCGACCAAACAUUAAUGGAGGGAGCUAAGGCUUGGGACUGUACUAUCUAUCCAGUAACGUAA
This is a messenger RNA of Fusarium coffeatum, 924 nucleotides long. RefSeq lists its product as uncharacterized. The record is from RefSeq and is a predicted model, not a curated record. The coding region runs from base 1 to 924 and encodes 307 amino acids. The transcript has a single exon. NCBI's taxonomy places the organism in Eukaryota, Fungi, Ascomycota, Sordariomycetes, Hypocreales, Nectriaceae.